Pectinophora gossypiella (pink bollworm) is the source of this 5213-nucleotide messenger RNA. RefSeq names its product sex determination protein fruitless (gene fru). Gene Ontology annotation, biological process: regulation of transcription by RNA polymerase II. The transcript has 9 exons. The coding region runs from base 197 to 1789 and encodes 530 amino acids. Gene Ontology annotation, molecular function: protein binding. Lineage: Eukaryota; Metazoa; Arthropoda; Insecta; Lepidoptera; Gelechiidae. The record is from RefSeq and is a predicted model, not a curated record. Gene Ontology annotation, cellular component: nucleus.
GUAGGGUCGCUGGCCCCGCGCUGCGUCUUCUGGACUUAAAUUACAUAAUGUAUGGGUCUCGUUUGGAGCAUGCAACAAGUAGAUAUGUGUCGGCGGCUAACUGUCAAUGUGGAGUACAGUAAGCUCGCUGCCCGCGGCCGCGGCCCCCAUUAAUUCGAGCCGCUGAUGUCACUUAUCUCUCUCCUAUCUAGGCCCUAUGGCCGCCAAUUUUUUGCACAUAGUAGCACGGUCACUGACACUAGCACCCAUAAUGGACCAGCAGUUCUGCUUGCGCUGGAACAACCACCCCACCAACCUAACAGAUGUGCUGGCCAGCCUGUUGCAGCGGGAAGCCCUCUGCGAUGUCACACUGGCCUGUGACGGGGAGACAGUCAAGGCACAUCAGACGAUACUAUCGGCGUGUUCCCCAUACUUUGAAAGUAUUUUCCUGCAAAAUUCUCAUCCACACCCAAUAAUAUUCCUCAAAGAUGUAAGAUUCUCAGAGAUGAAGUCGCUACUGGACUUUAUGUAUAAGGGUGAGGUGAAUGUUGGCCAAAAUAUGCUACCGAUGUUCCUAAAAACUGCUGAAAGCUUACAAGUUAGAGGUUUGACAGAAAACAAUACAUUGAAUCCUAAGACGGAGGAUCGGUCGACACCGUCGGUGAGCGCGGAGAACCUGUCGUCCCGCGCGGAGUCGUUCGCGACGCCCCCGGCGGCCCACGGCGCCGCCGCGCCCGCGCCGCCCCCCGCGCACCCCGCGCACCCGCCGCACCCCGCGCUCCCCGCACACCCCGCGCCGCACCCGCUCGCCGUGCCGCCCGAGAAGCGCCGCAGGAAGAACUCCAGCCUGCCGCGCGACGACGACCUCUCUUACAGACACUACGAGGGCCACCUGAAGUCCGUGAAGGGCGGGUCGACGGGGUCGGGGUCGGAGCCGUCCACGCCGCCGCCGGCGCACACGCCGCAGCGCCUGACGCCGCGCUCGCCGGCGCACACGCCGCAACACACGCCGCAGCACACGCCGCUCGUGAAGCAGGAGCCUGACCUCUCGUACGCGCCGCCGCAGCCGCCGCAGCACCACCAGCCCUACGACCAGACGCACCUGCCGCCGAUGGGAGUGACGGAGAUGGCGACAAUGCUGACGCAGCACUCGAUGGGCAACGACUGCAACGAUAGCGACCCCAUCCUGCCGCCGCACCCCGACCAGACAGACACCAUCGACGGUGAUAAUGGCGUUGACGAGAAUAAUAAACCGCAGGAGCCUUUUAGUAGUAAAGUAGCGAAUAUUGAGAAUUUAGUUAGGUCGUAUAAGUUAGCGUUGAACCAAAGGGCGGGCGCGCCGGUGUCGUGCAGCGUGUGCGGCAAGCUGGUGAGCAAUGUCAAGAAGCACAUGAAGUCGCACUACCCCGAGCACCACAAGUGCCCGCUCUGCCCCAUCGUGCUCACGCGCGCCGACAACCUCAAGCGCCAUCUGCGCAUGAAGCACUGCUCCGUACUAGGCUCGAAGGGCUGGCACAUGCGGCUGACGUUCGAGCGCGUGGCGGGCGCGCUCAACCUGCACCGCUGCAAGCUGUGCGGCAAGGUGGUGACGCACAUCCGCAACCACUACCACGUGCACUUCCCGGGCCGCUUCGAGUGCCCGCUGUGCCGCGCCACGUACACGCGCUCCGACAACCUGCGUACACACUGCAAGUUCAAGCACCCGGCCUACAACCCCGACACGCGCAAGUUCGAGCCGCCCCCCGCGCCGCAGCCCUCGCAGCCGCAUGCGCCGCUGUUCGCCAACCACCUGGACGCGGGCUUCGACUGAUUGUCCAUGUACUGGCUCGGCCUGGACGCUCUGUGAGCACGCGCCGAUGUCACCGGACUCUCUUGUUGAUGUGUCAAAAAUUUUAACGGACCGUCUCGCGUCGAAACACUUCCUAUUUAGAUUUAAGCUGAAGUGCUAUUACUUAAGCGGGCCUUAGAGUUGAGUUCUUAUCGCCCGUGAUGGGUGACUCGUUAGUAUUGUCUCGGUUGUGCAUUUGACUUGCCCCAGUGUGACCUUGUAUAAGAUUCCGCGUAAGGAAUGUACCUAUAUAAUAUCGAUGUUACUAAAAUAAUGACUCGAAGCGUAUAUAAGUAGGUAAGCAAAUUUUUUUCUAUACCAAUCGCUAUACGGGAACGGGCAAAAGCAAUAAUAUGAUGUUAAUUUUAUUACCAUAUUAUUUUUUAUAUUAUAUCGAUAGGAAUCUUAAGCUAUUAAGAGUAUAUACUUAUAUUGAGUAGCGGUGCGACCGCGAAGUGAUGCUGGCUAUUAAGGUGGUCCGUGCGUCCACAACUCUUGUUAUAUUUAUUCUCUAGAUAGGAAAUUAUGAGUUUCCUGUAGCUAAUUGUAUUUAUGUUAUUACAUCCUAUGGGUGGGGCGGAACUACAUCAGAAUGGAAUUUAGAGGACUGGAAAGAGAUUGUGAUCUGUCGUUGGUCAACGACAUAUAAACAUUGACUGAAUCUCAGUGUAGAUGCAUUUGUAACUCCAUGAGGCCUUUGCAAGAUGGAUAAUUUAUUAAGGAUUUGUGAUGUAUUAACGGAUAGCGCCUAAGGAAACAUACGAAAAGAUUUUUAUACUAGAAUAGUUGACCUAUUUACGGAGAUUGUUUUUUUAUACUUAGAUAUAUUCUAUUGUCUGAUUUCAUAUACUUUUAUUAUUAUUAUAUUUAUACAACUAUACAAUAUGGAGAUUUGGAGUGGGGACAAUACUAGUGCUACAGUUGUAAGAAAUGGUAUUUUUAAUUACUUUUAAUGUGUAUAUUCUCUUAGAUAUCAAGUACUUGUUGUUAUUUCUGCUACAGUUCCUAAUACUGGAUUCCGAUGGUUAGCCAGCAGCCAACAACCAAUUGGAACUAGAUUGUCUCCGCUUGCAAUGUCUACAGAGUAUAAUAUGAUUUAUUAGUGUUGUUUGUUUUUAUUGAUUGAUCAAGUAGUAACAUUGAUUUGAUUUAUAUUGAGUUGUCGGUUAGAUUGCUAUGUGUUGAGCUGUUAACACGUUUUAUAAUUUUAUCGUUGGUAGGUGUUUAGUUGUCAUAUAACGGUCGAGGCCGCGGGGCGCUUGCGUGCUGCGGCCGGCCAGCGUGUUGGUGCUUGGGGUCAAAGACCUCCUUCAUUACUUUAAGAUAGGAAGGAUCGUUUCGAGGUUGCGCAUUUAGUAACUAAUAUUGGCAUUCUACGAUUGGGACUAACCUAGCGUUUAUGUAUGUAUUUUUCAAUUAAGAAUUAAGAUUGUUACAAUUUUAGCUAAAUAGCGUGGUAUGGAAAACUGAAAUGUGAUAAAAAGGUAAUGGUGCUAGAACCAAGAGUGUUAACACGCUACGAUUCGACUCCUAUUGUAUUAUUAUUAACGUUUUUAUGAUUAGUUGUUCGCAUUAACAUAAGGCAUCUAGCAUCCGGCUGAGGUCGCAUCUGAAUGGUCAACGGAUAUCACGCAUUGAUCGUACACUCUUAGAGAUUACAGUAUCACACGCGAGAUUUGCAUUACAUGUUUCAAAGAUCUUCAAAUUUACUAAUGUACGUAGAAUGAUAAGACACCAUUGUAUAAAUCUGAUCCUUGUCUACCAAAUAUAUUAAACCGUUUAAAGGUGUUAGAAAUUACCGCAUCCAAAUAGAGAUCCGUGAUCAUUUCCAUAAAUAAGUUGUGGCGUUAGUGCUGUUUAGUAGCUGUGAACAUACAUUUCACUUGUGCAAUUUUUUGAAAUAGUCAUAACUCAUAGCUAGUUUAUACAAUUGUCUAUUGAAUGUAGGGGCCCACUUUAAACUUAGGCACUAAGCAUCGGCGUGCCCGUAUAGUGCUAUAUUGUAAUAAAGUCACCAAACAUAUUUCUUCCACAAAGAUUUAUAUUUACUUUAAGAAUACGAAGUUUUUAUACCUACCGUUUAUUAUGAUGUGGGCGCUUAUUAUUUGAUAGCAUUUCAUACUCAGUGCAAUAUUACUAGUUAUUUAAUUACGUAACCAAACUAAAGGAUAUUUUAAAAGUAUAAUUAAUGUCUUGAAGAGAGUAACUACCUAUUUGUAUUUACAUAAGUGAGCUCCUAAUUUCUAUUUCUACCUAGUGAACGCCAGUUUGGGUUACGGUGAUGUACAGGUUUUAUAGCUGGUAAUAUUAAGAUAGCUUGUUUACCUCUGCCAAUCGUAAUAGUUGUGUACUGUUUAUUAAUUUAUUGUCGCGCAAGUUAGUCUAUUGUUGACAUAGUAGAUCAUAGCUAUCCAGUGCGGGCCGGCGCGCCCAGGUGACGCAUGCGCUGAUCUCCAGCCGACGGCUGAUUCGCUCUGUGGGGCCGUCUGACUGACUGCUUCGUACGAGCCCAGCCUCGUCCCAUUCGAACGCUUCAUCUAAUCGUGAAUGCAUAUUUGUAUAUCACUUGAGACCAAUUUUUAAAUAUUGAAUUUGCUGUAGACUCGGCGAAUUAAUCGAUUAGUAAACAUAGAAUAUUAUUUUAGAUAUUUUAGGUUAGGAUACUAUGAUAGUGUCUGGCCAGAAAAUUUUGGAGUAUCACAUCGUUUGGCUCAGAAAAUAUCUCCUUUGAUCUCUUCACAGCUUUCAGAAAGUGAGCAACUUAAUAAAUUAUAUAUUGGUGACCACUAAUUGGACUUAAUGAAAGCUAACUUUAUGCCAUAUGGAAUUUAUACAUAAGGUUAACGAAUUACUAAAUUUAGUGUUAUGAAAUGGAGGUCUUGUGGACCUAGUCACUUAUUUGGCCAAUCUAAUUGAGUAUUCCAAUUAUUGUAUAAUUAAAAUUUACACUUGUAUCACAAGGAUGUGAUCUUAUCAUUUUAAAUCAAUGGAGUGCAGGACGAGCUCUGGUUAUUUUCAGGAUAGCAAUGGUCUAAUAGUUAUUUUAUUUUGUUUCUACUUAUAACAUUAGCAAAUUUGUUAUAGUGACGUAUAUCACAAUAGUGUAAUACUAAUAGGGAGGGGGUGUCAAAUCGUGUAGCUAACAGCAGACCGUUAGCCUUGUUAUAUUUUUACAUGAAAUUUUAUGAACGAUUUGUUGUUUAUGAAUAUUUUUGUUUAAUGUCUUGGUUUGAUGCCUCCGUUAAACGUUUAAUUUAAAUAAUUUUGUUUUAUGCAAGCAGUUAAUGCAAAUUAUUUUUUUCACAUUGUUUGAUGUUAUGUAAUGCAAUUUUAACAUGUUGCAAACUCCUGCAUUUAUCUGUUGUAUUUAUUACUAAUUUUUACAUUAAAUUGUGGUAUGUUACAA